GAGGAUACGAAUCGGUUUUGUCGCUGCUGCACUGAUUUCAGACUUUUAAACGGAAGUGAGAGAAUUUUGCGUGAAGGAAACGGAAACGGAAGACACGACAGCUUCAUUCGGUGCUCACUUUCUUCGCGAGUCGUUACGAGAAAUUUGGCCAAGCCAUUUUUUUCCCAAGCGCAACGCCGACCAAUGAGGUCGCGCGUGGUAGCCGGCCAUUUUACUUUCGCUACGAUCGCGCGAAACGAGAACUGAAGAAUCUUGGUCGAAUUCUUCAUACCGUCAUGCAGUUUUGAGAAGAAUCGUGAACGUGAGCAGUUGGGUUCUGAUUCAGACGCAUUCACGAAGGACUUCAUCGCAUCUCGCGUCCUGCUUACUGCAGCACCGACGAAUCCGCGCGAUCUGACGCGUUGCGAUUCCCGUCCGACGAGAAAAUUUACGUCGCGAUGGUCCUGGCAGAGAGAAAUUCGGAAAAUGUGCGUAACGGCCGCCGAUCGCGAGGCCCCAGCCCUAACGCACAGACCGACUCGUCCAGUGAGGAGGAAGGAGUUCCAGCAGAAAAGAUAAGAGUUGGACGAGAUUAUCAAGUCGUCGUUCCAGAAUUUGUUCCUGUCAAUGAACGUCGAUUGGAUCAGUGUCCCGAUAGGGCGUUAUUAGUUUGGUCACCCACCACGGAUAUACCAGAUCAAAAAUUGGACGAAUACAUUAUAUUAGCUAAAGAAAAAUAUGGUUAUAAUGGAGAACAGGCAUUAGGAAUGUUGUUUUGGCAUAAGCAUAAUUUGGAGCGCGCAGUCCUGGAUUUGGCAAAUUUUACACCAUUUCCUGACGAGUGGACGGUUGAAGAUAAAGUAUUAUUUGAGCAGGCGUUUCAAUUUCAUGGCAAAAGUUUCCAUCGCAUUCGACAAAUGCUACCUGAUAAAUCUAUCGCAAGCCUUGUGAAAUACUACUACAGCUGGAAGAAGACACGAACUAGAACAUCAUUGAUGGAUAGGCAAGCACGUAAAUUGACGAGCGGCUGCAAAGAAGGCGAAAAUGGCAGCGAAAAUGGAAGUGAGCUUGGUUCCAACACAGAUAGCGAAUCUGAAGAAAAAAAAUGGACGAUCCACCGCGGAAUACGUCGUGGAAAGAACCAAGCUGUGCCAGGAAGCCAAGGCACUGAUGCUAAGGCCCCAUCCGACUCGGAAAACGCCCCUCAGGUUCAGGGCUCGUGUAGUAACUGUGGCAUCGCAUGCCAUAGUGUUCGUGCGACGCCCAAGGGACAUGCGUGUCAUAGCUGCUAUCUACAUUGGAGGCGUACCGGUGUAGCAAGACCGUUAACUUCCAUGCCGGGUCGUACGAAUAAAAGAAAACCACCUCGGGGCUUAGUUGUGAAUCACGAUGAUUUGGCGGCGUUGGCUGGUCAACCAAAUCAAGCCAACAACAGUUUGCAAGCUAUCGAUACUGAGAUCGUUAGCUUAAAACGUCAAAUACAAGCUAACAAACAACAAGUAAGCGCACUGAAGCGAAAGACAACCGAUGGUAUCGACCAUCUACGGCCACCGGAAGUAUCAAGCCGUAUAAAUGCACGCUGGACAAACGAUGAAUUACUAUUAGCGGUUCAAGGCAUUAGAAAAUACGGAAAGGAUUUUGCCGCAAUUGCUGAAGUUAUUGGUACCAAAACUGAAGCCCAUUUACGAUCAUUUUUCGUAAACUAUCGACGAAGAUAUAAUUUAGAUGCAGUACUGAAAGAAUUUGAGGCUGAAAAUGGUCCCAUUCUUAUCGACGAUGAAAAAGAAGAAAAGAUGGAUGUUGAUCAAUCAAAUGACACUGCAGAAUCAUCUCAGAAGGGGAAAGCUUCUACUGGGCCUGGACAAGCUGCUAAAUAACAAAUGAGUACAAUUUUAAAUACGAAACGAGAAAAGAAUAACUGCAGGUUCAGUGAUAA
Molecule: messenger RNA, 1915 nt
Organism: Mycetomoellerius zeteki
Lineage: Eukaryota; Metazoa; Arthropoda; Insecta; Hymenoptera; Formicidae
Gene: CoRest
Product: REST corepressor
Exons: 10
Coding region: 438-1856 (472 amino acids)
Biological process (GO): negative regulation of DNA-templated transcription; regulation of transcription by RNA polymerase II
Cellular component (GO): transcription regulator complex; histone deacetylase complex
Molecular function (GO): transcription corepressor activity
Source: RefSeq, a predicted model, not a curated record